UUCAGUCUCUGACUGCCCCCUAGAGGCCACAGUAGGAACACAGCAGUUCCUACAGAAAUAUACGUAUAUAAAUAAAGGAGAGUGAGUGGAUGUUGCUGGUCGUGCAGCAGGUGUUGUGUCGCACUGCAUCAUGGGAGAGGAGUUCAUCAGGGAGCUGCUGACUCUGUGCUUACACCGGCUUGCGUUAGAGCAAAACACACAUUCUGAGCUCGAGCUUAUUGAGGUGGUGAAGAACUUCGAGGCAGUCAGGAAGAAAUGGCUCCACGCAGAACUCGAGCUGAAGAAAUACAAAGAGCUGCUGGUGAAAUCGGACGUGGCCCGCGCCGCCCUGGAGGUCAAACUCAAACACGCCCGCAAUCAGGUGGAUGUGGAGAUCAAGAAACGUUUUAAAGUCGAGGCCGACUAUCAGUACCUGGAACGUCAGAUGCUGCUGAUGACUGAAAUUCUUGCUCAGGACAGCAAAUCACAUGCCUGCCUUAAUGAGGAACAGCGAAACAUGCUGGCCAGCUUCCAUCACCAAGGAGCUAACAUCACACAGCACAGAGGAAAACGCUUAUCCGUGAUCGACGAGUCGUCUUUCCUGUCUCAUUCUGACAUCAGCUACGACAGGACCGAUGAUGACCUGGAUUUGGACAGUCCGGCUGUUGUGAAGCCUCUGAAGUCGAGACCUCGGGAGAAAAGACGCUCGUCGAUGGGGCCGAACGUUGGACUUCCGAUACAGAAACGUGGGCGACUCGGUGGACGUUCUGGAGAUCUGCUCAGUGUGAGACCAUCGGAGAAGGAGGUGGAGGCGACAGUGGUUACAGCAUCAGUCACUACCCCUGAUAAUGGCGGUCAGAUCCACAUGGUGAUUGACAUCACUCAGGAAACACCGGAGCCAAUCAGAACCCGAGCUGAUCUCCUCCCUUCUGUGAGCGAGCAGACAUCAGUGUGGGCUCCCUCUGAAAUCACUGAGGUUGAGAUGGUGACUACACAGAUGGACGAGACUAGUGCAGAACCCAAAGUUCCUCUGUCUCUUGAUCCCAUUGUGGACUCCAACGUCCAGCAUGCUAACGUCCAGCAUGCUAACGUGAUCCGACCCGAAACAUGCACUCCCUGUAGGAAGAGGAUCCGUUUUGGGAAAGUGGCAGUGAAGUGCAGGGACUGCCGUGUGGUCGCUCAUCCCGAGUGUAAACAUAUGUGUGUGGAAAAAUGUUUCCCUAACACACAGGGAACAGUCCAGCCUAGUGAGGAGACGUUGGAGAGUUUUUGUCCUUCCGCUCCGCCCCGGAUCCCAGCAUUGAUCAUUCAGUGUGUUAAAGAAAUCGAACGACGUGGCCUUGAGGAGAAGGGACUGUACCGUGUGCCGGGAGGAGAGCGAGCAGUGAAGGAGUUACGGGAGCGAUACCUCAGUGCUAAAGGUCCUCUGCUGCUGCACAGAGUGGAUGAGAUUCACGUGGUGUGUGGCCUCCUGAAGGACUUCCUGAGGAAACUCCGAGAGCCACUUGUCACCUUCGCACUCCACAAAACCUUCAUGGAGGCAGCGGAAUUAGCAGAUGAUGAUAACAGCUCAGCGAUGAUGAUCCAGGCCAUCGGAGAACUUCCACAGCCAAACAGGGAGACUCUCGCCUUCCUGAUACUGCAUCUACAGAGGGUUACUCAGAGUCCUCAGUGUCGGAUGGAUCAGAAUAAUCUGGCUCGUGUUUUUGGGCCCACCAUUAUCGGACACAGCAUGCCGGAACCGUCUCCACUUAGCAUCAUGAGAGACACCAACACGCAGCCCAAGGUUGAGUUCCACACGCAGGAGUGUGUUCCUGAACAUGUCUGUACUGUCCGGUGUUACCUUGUCGUGAUCUUUCUGCUUCAGGUGGUGUUGCGGCUGCUCUCUUUCCCGGCUGAUUACUGGAACAGUCUCCUUACUGCAGAGAGAGAUCAGAUCAGAUCAGAUACACACGUGGAGAGAGAUCAGCUUAUCUCUUCGGUCAUACAAUCCAACAUCAGCAACUCCACUCCAUCCACAGACCGAGGUACACACACGACCUUCAGCAAGUCUUGGGUUGCUUUCGAUGUAUGCUUCAGAGUGUGUGUGUGUGUGUGUGAUUCAGAUCGGAUGUUCAAACCCAUCACCUCUCCUGAGCUGAGUAAAUACAGCAGGACUCCAGGUGGUUCUUCCAUCAAGGGCAGGAUCAAGACCCUGGGCAUUGCUUUCAACAACCCAACCAAACCAAAGCCCGAACCAACGAAAAAGAAGUUCUUUACCUCACCAAAGUGAGAGACACAGAACUCUGUAUGUGUGUGUGUGUAUUCACUAGGCAGUGCACUGUGUUUUGCUAUAAUGAUGAGGGGUAGUGUUUACUUGCACAGUCAUGUGACUCAAUCAGCAUUUUAUACUAAUUAUACUAUA
Molecule: messenger RNA, 2383 nt
Organism: Ictalurus furcatus (blue catfish)
Lineage: Eukaryota; Metazoa; Chordata; Actinopteri; Siluriformes; Ictaluridae
Product: rac GTPase-activating protein 1
Exons: 15
Coding region: 131-2251 (706 amino acids)
Biological process (GO): signal transduction
Source: RefSeq, a predicted model, not a curated record